CUGGUUGCAUCGGAAAAGCUGGGAUGCUGUGAUUAGUUUUCAUUCUGAGGAGGAAGCAGAUCCAUCCGGAGCGUCUUCAUGCAAAGCCUGUGCAGGAUCAAGAUGCAAUUCCGGACGGUGCUGGACGUGAAAGUUGUGGACGUGGAGAAGAGGCGGAAUCCGUCCAAGCACUACGUGUAUGUCAUCAAUGUCACCUACUCUGACAACACGUCUCACAUCAUCUACCGAAGAUACAGCAAAUUCUUCGACCUGCAGAUGCAGCUACUUGACAAGUUCCCAAUCGAGGGAGGGCAAAAAGAUCCGAAGAAGAGGAUCAUCCCAUUUCUCCCAGGCAAAAUCCUGUUCCGGAGGAGUCAUGUGCGAGACGUGGCCAUGAAGCGGCUGCGUUUCAUCGAUGACUACUGCAGGGCUCUGGUGAGACUCCCUCCUCACAUCUCUCAGAGCGAGGAGGUGCUUCACUUCUUCGAGACAAAAGCCGAGGACAUCAACCCCCCAGUGGAGGACUAUGGCUCCAAGCGCAAGUCCG
Cyprinodon variegatus (sheepshead minnow) is the source of this 526-nucleotide messenger RNA. RefSeq names its product SH3 and PX domain-containing protein 2A-like. The transcript has 6 exons. The annotation marks the transcript as partial. Gene Ontology annotation, biological process: superoxide anion generation. Gene Ontology annotation, molecular function: phosphatidylinositol binding; superoxide-generating NADPH oxidase activator activity. NCBI's taxonomy places the organism in Eukaryota, Metazoa, Chordata, Actinopteri, Cyprinodontiformes, Cyprinodontidae. The record is from RefSeq and is a predicted model, not a curated record.